Lagenorhynchus albirostris (white-beaked dolphin) is the source of this 1584-nucleotide messenger RNA. It is a transcript of the gene CD177, whose product is annotated as CD177 molecule. The transcript is spliced from 9 exons. Bases 60 to 1364 code for a protein of 434 amino acids. The record is from RefSeq and is a predicted model, not a curated record. Gene Ontology annotation, biological process: cell-cell junction maintenance; regulation of integrin-mediated signaling pathway; positive regulation of neutrophil degranulation. Gene Ontology annotation, cellular component: plasma membrane; plasma membrane raft. NCBI's taxonomy places the organism in Eukaryota, Metazoa, Chordata, Mammalia, Artiodactyla, Delphinidae.
GUGAGGCGAGAUAUAAAAAGGAGGAGAGAGCAGGAGUGAGGGUUCCAGCUGCCCUGAUCAUGAGCCCUUUCCUGCUGCUGGCCCUCCUGGGCAUCACCGUGCCCGGAGUGCAGGCCCUGACCUGCUACUGGGCGACACUGAUGUCUGUGAAGAAUGCAUCGGAACUGCCCCUCCAGUGGACGGCUAGCCAGAAGCACUGUGAGGAAGGCUGGAGCUGCCAGGAGGUUCUGAUGCUGAUGGAGAACGGACCCUACGUGUACGUGGUGCUCAUCAAGGGCUGCACCCAGGCAGCCGAUCACGAGGACCUCAUCACCCAGCACAGGGCAGGCCCCGGCCUGUCCAUCGCCUCCUACACCCGGGUGUGCCGGGAGGACUUGUGCAACCACCUGUCCACCAGCCUCCCUCUCUGGGCCCCGCACCCACCCACAGCCCUGGGGUCUGUGCGGUGUCCAGUCUGCUUGUCUGCCCAAAGCUGCCGGUCUGCAGCAGAGCUGACCUGCCCCGCCGAGAGCACGCACUGCUACAGUGGGCACCUUCUGCUCCGUGCUGGGAACCACCCCACCCAUCUGAGAGUCCAGGGGUGCAUGUCCCAAGCAGGCUGUAACCUGCUUAAUGGGACUCAGGAAAUCGGGCCCAUCAGUCUGCAGGAGACCUGUGAUUCUGAAGCUAUGCUGACCUGUCAUCGGGGGAUCAUGCUUCAGACUUCUCAAGACCUGGCUCAGAAACCUGUCACGUGGUCCACGAAUACGGAGCAGCUGUGUAAUCGUGGGGAGGUGUGUCAGGAGACGCUUCUGCUCAUAGAUGUAGGAUUCAGAUCGCUCCUGGUGGGGAGCAAAGGCUGCAGCAAGGCCAGGACACAGGAUUCCCAGGCUAUCUCCAUACACUCGCGGCCGCCCGGAGUGCUCGUCGCCUCCUUUGCCCGGUUCUGCACUUCCGACAGGUGCAACUCGGCUGCCAGCAGCAGUGUCCUGUUGAACUCCCUCCCUCGUCCAGCUGCCCCUGCCCCAGGAGACCUGCAAUGUCCCACCUGUCUGUCCGUCUUUGGAUCCUGCACACAAAACUCUGAUGCUGUGACGUGUCCUAAGGGCACCAGUCAUUGUUACCAGGGUCACAUUUCUCUCAGGGGAGGUGGGCUGAGCUCCCCAGUGGACAUCCAGGGCUGCAUGGCCCAACCUUCCAGCUCCUUAUUGAACGGUACCCAGAAUAUUGGGGUCUUUUCUGUGAUUGAGGACCGUGAUGAGGCUAUAGUGCCAGAUGGAGCUGCCCCUGCCCCCUACCUGGCUUGGGUGGCAGGGCUGGGACUAUCCCUAGCCCUUUGGUGUGGGGCGCCCUCCCUGCUGACCCCAUUUCCCCAUGAUUCUUAGCCCUUGCUGACCCCCUGGCCCAAACCCUCCCUCUGACCUCAUAACUAAACAGCCUUGGACACUGAAUUAUUUCCCAAUCCUCUACACGAGUUAGCACACACACCCACCCCACGUACUGUAUGACCUGAUGACAGGGCCUCGGAGCAGCUGAACUUGCCCUGCGGGAGGGUGGACAUUCAAGCAGUGGCCCCGUGUGUGUGAAAAUAAAGACACUGUCCUU